AUGGACCGUCCUCAAGAUCUUCAAACACAGAACGACGAGCAGGAGAAGCCUUCUUUCUGCCUGGUGAAGACGACGAAGCCACGUGCGAAGAAGAUGCCGCUGGUGCUGAGACGCCGAUUGGAAGCGGAGGAGGAGUCCAAGAAGCAGUCGAACAAGAAGCAGAGGGCCACGGAGAAGGCUGAUGACUUCGACGCUGAUAUCACAGUCGAGCCGCUGACGGCGCAGGCUUCUGAACAGGAAACUCCGCCAGUCGAACCUCCGUCUGCCUGGCCUUCCAGAAUCUCAGUCGUCUUUGUCUCAGAGUCCGACACAAAGCUGGAAUACCCAAGCUCGAGCCAACUCGUGCUGGAUGCGAACUCAGCGAAGGAAUCACCACCAGUCCAAGCACAACAAGACCCUGAGUCCAGCUAG
Molecule: messenger RNA, 411 nt
Organism: Symbiodinium sp. CCMP2592
Lineage: Eukaryota; Dinophyceae; Suessiales; Symbiodiniaceae
Source: the annotation of a GenBank genome assembly